CCCUCACUUCUGCCUGCCUUUCAGCUGAUGAUGCAUGUUGCAGAAUAGGCUUGGGGAGCAUCGCUAUAGCAACCGCAAACAGAAAGUCACUUCAGAGCAAACUCCGAGAGGAAAUGUGACCUGGGCCAUUACACAUCAACAAGCCCUACAAGACAACUGGAUCACUUCUAAAGGUAAUAGUAAAAUUGAGCUGGAGAGGGCAGGUGACAGAGGCAGGCAUAUAAACAAGCAUGUCGUGGUUCAGCUGGAGUGAGCCCUAUUGUCGGAGCCCUCGACGAGAGCCAUCUAUAGUGGUGACGGACACCCUGAUGUUGGAGCUGAGCUGGCAGAUGAAAGAGGCUGAGAGGCUGCACCACGAGCGGGACAACGAAUACCGGAGACUGAAGAGCGGCGUGGACUACAGCUGGCUCAUGAGCACCCCACGCAGCACAUAUGACAUCAGCCAAGGAGAAAGACUGGGCCUUGAAGACCUUUGUAGCAAAGUCCCACCAUCAUACUGUGGAUCUGUAAUACAGAGGUUUCGGCAGGUGCUGAUGGAGAAUGAACCUGAGGUGCAGGAGGUUUCUGGACUCUUCCGCUCUGCUCUUGUGGAAACACUGGAGCGUGUUCAGGAAGAGCAGGAGGCUCAGCGUCUCACCCACCAGUGGAACAACAAACGCUCCAUCAGCCUGUCACUUCUGAGCUUCAAGUCUCGUGUGCGGAUCAACCCGUUCGGCAGCACCUUGGGACUGAAAUCCAACAGUUGUGGCUCGGAGGAAGACGGCGUAGAUGUUAAGACUGUGUGUGGGGAUGUUGAGAAGGGCCUUCGUCAGACAACAGAGAAAGCACAGCGGGUCUGGAGCAUGCCAGAUUUCCGACACAAGGGAAUCAAUGGUAAAGCUUGAGUUUCAGCGUGUGGGACAGUGAAUCCCACCUCCUAAAGGGAUUGCGAUGGAUCGGGUCCAUCCGAAAGCUGAUACUCCUAGCAUCUAAUUCACUCUCAAUGUUUAUCUUUUGAUGUGUAAGUGCAAAGGCAAGAGAUAUUGAAUGCUCAGUGGUACAUAAAACCGAAGUCUUGUAAACAAAGCCCCACAGAUCAAUACAUAUACUAAAGGGACUAUAGAUAAAGAAGUCACACAUUUUAUUCUGUAUUAUUUGUCAUUUUUGUGUGAAUGACAAACAUGCAGCACAUUUUCUAAAACUGGAAACCACAUAUCUGCCUGUUCACUUCAAAUUUAGCCUGUUCCAUUCAAUUGGGAUGGUUUUGACAUAGUACUGCCCAAUGCAUAUAUUGCAUAAAAUGGGGGAAACUUGCACACAAACUCUACAACAACCAAAAAAAAAAAAAGACAAAAAAAAGAAAAGCUACGCUAACUUAUUAUCCAUGAGAAAUGCUCAUUCAAUAAAACAAAUAAAAAGCU
Molecule: messenger RNA, 1400 nt
Organism: Myxocyprinus asiaticus (Chinese sucker)
Lineage: Eukaryota; Metazoa; Chordata; Actinopteri; Cypriniformes; Catostomidae
Gene: rd3
Product: retinal degeneration 3, GUCY2D regulator
Exons: 3
Coding region: 231-884 (217 amino acids)
Source: RefSeq, a predicted model, not a curated record